AGCGGAAGAAGAUGGCCGAGUUUCAAAGCAUGAAACAAAUGGUGCCUUGAAUGCAUCGUUUGUCUUCAUACUACUGUAUUUAUGUUAGUUAGUAAUGAGUAAACCUAAACGACGAGUAACCGUAGACGCAGGAAAAUCAGUAUCAGACGACGGCGAGAAGCAGAAACCCAGCGUCUUUGAAAGACUUGGACCCGGUGGCGGACAGAGAAAAUAUAAUGCAGAGCCAGAGCGCACUCAGGUGUGCCGCCACUGGGCAUUGAAUGGAACUUGUCAUUUUGGAUCCAAGUGUAAAUUCAGCCAUAAAUCUCAUCGUGACAGUAGUCCUGAAGAAAACAGACAUCAAAGAAAAAGAGAUCGUAGCAGGAGUAGAAAUCAAAGUCUGUCUAGAAGUGAUAGUCGAUCACCAGAUAGUCGAAGAUCUGAGAGUUUAUCGAGACGUGAUAAGAUGAAAUCAGCAGUGGUUGUAAGAAAAUCUAAACUAGCUGAUACUGAAGAAGACAGUGAAGAUUCUGGAAGUUGGAAUCUUGAUAGGUUGGAUUAUAAGAAAGAAUUAGAGUUGGAGAAGAAAAGACAGCAAUUACAAAGAGAAUUAAGUCAGUUAGCAGGUUCUGAAGACGAACCUGAAAAUCUUAAAAUACAAAAAAGGGUUGCUAAAAAUCGUUCAGAUUCAGAGUCAAGUCCAGAAAGACUAAAGCCUGUUAAAAAGGUCUCAAAGAUUUCACCUUUUAAAAUGAAGUUGGACAAAAAGAAUAAACUCAAAUCUUCACCAUUAGUGACCGCAUCACUGGUACCCAAACCAGUUAGAGCGCCAAGUCCACAGAAAAUAGCUCUCAAGCUUAAAGAACAGAAAAAGAAAUCGGCACCAAGUGAGGAUGAGGAUAGCCCAAGAACGAAAUUAAAAAUAGCCAAGAAAUUAGCAAAACAAAUUAUGGCAGAAAAGUCAAUAGAAACUGACUCGCCCAUCAAGAAGAAAAAACAUUCUCCUCGUUCAGAGAAAAAAGCUGAAAAAUUGAUAAAAGUGAACCGAUUUGCACAGGAAGCUCAGUCUCCUGUGGGAAAAAGACGAAGGUCAAAAUCACCAUCAAGGUCACCAUCACCAGCCUCUCCUGUAAGGAAGCAAAAGAAAAUUUCACCAAAGGGGAAAGACAAAGUUAAGGGUAAGAAAAAGAAAAUGGAUAUCCAACCUCCGGUUUCAUUUGACAGACGAUCAUUUUCUCCCGAACGAAAGAGCCGGUCUCACAGUAAAGGUCGAAAGGGAAAAGGAGGAAAGAAAAAAUAUGAAUCAUCAUCAAGUUCGGACUCGUCCAGUUCAAGUUCAUCAAGCCCUGAAGUAAGAAAGAAGAAAAAACUCCCAGCAAAGAAUAAAGAAAGAGAAAAACGUGAGGAAAUUCUCCCUCCUAAGAAAGUCAAGAAAGUACGUAAGAAAUCAUCAGAGUCUCCACCACCACCUGUAAAGAUGAGAGGUUCACCCCCUCGAGGACCACGUAGAGACACUUCACUAGAGAAGCGCCGCAGGGAUGACCCCGAAGAAGGCCGCAAAAAUUUUGAUAGAGGGCCAUCACCAGAUUCUUUCCGUUCGACGUCUUCUUCCCCGGGACGUGAUCGACGUGGACGUAACCAAUCUCCAGAUGAAAGACGAAGGCGGGAACGUGAGGAACAAGUUAAAAGGAGACCAGAAAGAUCCCCUGAAGAGCGCAGACCUGUACGUGAUGAAGCUAAAAGACCAGAUAAUAGAGAAGAUGUACGUCGACAUGAAGGUCGUGAUGACCCAAGACGUCCAGAUCCCAGGGAAGAGAUGAGACGACCUGAAGGAAGAGAGGACAUAAGAAGAAGAGAUGAUGGUAGAGAAGAUAUGAGAAGGGAAGGAAGAGAUGAUCCGAGAAGGAUGGAUACUAGAGAUGAACCUCGGAGAGAUGGUAGGGAAGAUAUAAGAAGAGGUGAAGGAAGAGAUGAUAUCAGGCGUGGUGAAGGAAGAGAUGAUCCAAUAAGAAGAGGUGAACGAGAUGAUAUUAGACGCCCUGAACGAGAUGAUUUCAGACGAGGUGAUCCAAGAGAUGAAAUUAGACGACCAGAAUUUGAUCCCAGAAGAUCUCCGCUGCAUAGAUCUUUGUCGCCUGAUCUUAGACGGGAUAGAGAUGUUGGGAGACAUGGUCGUCCUCCACCAGACUUUAGACCUGGUCCAGGAGAAAGAGCUCGAUAUGAUACAUUUCCUGAUAGAUUUGAUCCUGAGAGAAGAAUUGAAAGAGAUGUAUUUGGACCAAGAGAUCGGGGACGUUUGGAUCCUGCCUAUGAUAGAGAUCGUGAUCCAAUUGAUAGAUAUCCACCCGACAGACCAAGAAUGCGUGAGGAUACAAGGCGUUCUCCACCAUUUGAAAGACCUGGAUAUCAUGAACCUGCAUGGGAUAGAGGUAGAGGAAGAGGUUGGGGACCAGUACCUAGAGACAGGGGACGAGGUAGGGGACUAGAAGGUCCACCACCCGGGUAUGAGCCCCCUCUCGCACCAGGACCUUAUAUCAGAGGUCGCUAUCCUGAAAGAGAUUUUGCUGGCAGACUUGGUCGCAGAGAAUGGGAUGAAUGGGAUGCACGACGUGAUGACAGACGAGACAUCCCACGAGACCAUGUUAGAGAUGAUAGGAGAAUGGAUGACCGUCUUUUCCGUGAUGAUGGUAGACCUCCCAGAGAGCCCUGGAUACCACGUGAUGAACGUCGUCCGCCAGAUUUCCGUGAUGAUAGACUUAGUAGACGAGAUGGCAGUAUGGACAGAAGAGAACGUGAUUUGUCUCCACCUUUUAUGAGGCGGCCAGAUGGUCGCGAUGAACGACCAAGGGAUAAUCGUGAACCUAGUUUUGAUCGAGGUGCAAGGGAUGACAGAGGUAGGGAUUUAAGAGAUCGAGAUGAUGCGACACGCUCUGAUAGAGGGGACAGAGAUGAUGAUCCUCGUGAUAAGAGAGAAGGCUCACGUAAUAGAGGACGAGAUGAACCCAGAAUCAGAGAUGAUAAACUGGAUGAUAGACGAGGAGGUCUUAGAGACGAAAGGGAUGAUAAAUUCAGAAGAGAUAAAAGAGAUGACCGUGAUGAUGCUAAAUCAGAAAGAAGUAUGGAGGGAAGAUCAAGACGAGAUUUAGAAGAUAAAGGCCAGGGUGAUCGGCGUCAGGAUGAAUUAGAGCGAGAAUCAAAAGAUGGCGAUUUAGGAAAACGCGAUAUGGACCGUUCAUCAAGAACAGGUGAUAAAUCUAGAAUGGAGGGUCGUGUUAGAGAAGAUGGCAGCCCAAGAGAUCGUAGAGGAGUGAAAAAUGAUGAUGAGAAAGUUUCUCGACAUUCCGAAGAUCGUCUAAGUCAUCAUGAACGAGAAUCUCGAGCUAGUGAUAGAAGUAGAAGAAGAGAUGAAGAGGGAAAUGAUAAGAAGAGAGAAGAUGUAGAUAAGACGUCUCCAGAUGCAGAUGUUGAUAAAAUAUCAGAACAUAAGCCAGAUAGCGAGAAAACCAAAAGUGACUCAAGAAAACGUCACCAUGAAGCAGAGAGAAGGUCCAUUUCACCAGUCCACAAACGACCUAGAGAUAUUUCUCCAGCACAUUCAUCUCGUAGUUAUGGUAGUGUAGGCACUCGUAGCCAAUCUAGUCGUUCACGAUCAAAGAACAAAAUACGUGAGCUAAAGAAGGAAGAAAACAGAAGUCGCAGUGGAAGUCAUGACAGAUUAAAAACAAUUGAUCAAGUUAUAAAAGAGAAGACUGAUAACGUACAGCCUCCAUUCCCUAAAGAAGAUUCAAGGUCAGAGAAAGGAGAUAAGGGAGAUAACUUGUCUGAUAGAGGAGGACAAUCGAAACGAUCCAGAUCUUCAUCUAAAGAACGGAAGUCUGAUGACGAUACAUCUAAAAAAUUGAAAGGUUCAAAAUUAACCGAUGAUGAAGAAGCCAAACCUGAAGAACAAAAAGAACCACCCAUGUCUCCAGCUGCUGAAAAUUUAUCACCUGAUCAUAAAUCUAGUCAUUCCUUGGCUGAAGAUGAAAACCAAUUAGAUCAAUCAAAGGAAGUUUUUAGUGAUUGGUCAGAUGAUGAUGAGGCUAAUGACAUUUUAAUUCAGGAACCUGCUGUAAAAAGUAUUAAAGACGAGGAAAGGAAGAGAAGAAGUCCCAGUAGAAGUAGUAGAGGAAGUAAACACAGUCAUCAAGAUGAACAAAAGCAGGUUAAAACCAGUGAAAGGACUUCUGAAACAGCCGCACCAGAAAAAGCACAUACAAAUUCAGUUGGAUCUGUGGGAAAUGUACCAGAAGUACCUGAUGAUAUUACAAAGAAAGAUUUAGAUUCAAUGGAUGAAGAAGCAAUAGAUUAUGAGUCGAUUUCAUCAGAAGAAGAAAAUUUCAUGGAUGAAGACGGUGAAAAUAAGAAGAAAGAAAAACAAAGUAUUGUUGAUGUUCUUGAUAUUGAUUGGUCAAGUCUGCAGAAAGAUACCAGACCUAAACCAACCACAGGUUCAGCUUUAAAUAGAUUUAAGCCACAUAAUAUACUAUCACAGAUUGGUGUAUCACGCAAAUAUGCCGGGGAAGUGAUGUAUAAAAAAGUUAUAGAAGAAUGCCAGAAGCAAUUGGACCUUGAGAAUGCAGAGAAUAAUGAUGGUGAAAAACCUGUGUUUAAAUUUGAACAUGAUAUUGCUGCAUUCCAUUCCUCAGCGGUAAAGAAAAUAAAAGACAGGGCUAAUUUAAUAAAGAAUGUUGGUCCAUUUAGACGAGCAUUGUGUGCCCGUCGUGAUCUUGAAAUCAGACGGCAGCUGUGUAAAGUUGAUAAGUGCUUAGAUCAGGCUCCAGUUUUCAAUCCAGCUGUAGUAGACACUCAAUUACAUAAACUGAGUAUUCAGUAUUUUAAACAGGCUCGAGAUGGUGUGAGUGUAACUAAAGAAACUAUUAAAUCUGAUAUAUCUCAACAAUAGAAUAACCAAUUAUUAUACAAAUCUUAUGGUUGUUAAUUUAUAAAUGGUGACUCUACUGCAUAAAAUACCAAGCUUCAAUGAAUGCUUCAACAGUCAUGUUUACCAUUUACAAAGUACUCACAAAACAGUAACUACCUUUUCCUGGAUUUCUUGUUUAUCUAGACUAUAUUUAGUUUAGGAAAUUGGUUAUCACAAUGGGAAGACAACUCUUUAGGCAGUGAGGCAAAUGAAUAAACCAUGUCUACCCAUUCUUGAAAUUUCAGUGGCAAUGACAUUUUGAAUAACACCGUAAUAUUGUAAAUUCUGUACAGUUUUUGUUCUCCCAAAAAUAUCGCUAUAUGUUUUUGAUUUUCACAUAUUUUCAUAUCGUCCUCAUUACUCAUGAAAAAUGUUGAUUCAUCUAUUUUUGUGUGUGUGUGUUAGUCCUCAUAUUGUAUGGAACAAAGUUGUUCUUGUCAGUCUCAUAAUAACAUAGAUAUGUUAACAUUAUACAUCAUGUCAUGUCAUUUCUAUUGUUAAGUGAUAGUAUUUAUUUUAAAUGGACUGUGUACAGCAGAACAGGUUAUUUUGUGAGUCCAUAUCUGAAAUAAGAAAUAAUAUGCUCAUAUUUUGUUAUUUCCAUACAAGAUAAAAGUCAUUCAUUCAUUCCUUAAAUAUUAUAUGAAUUUAUGUAUAAAAUUAAUGAUGGUAUGACGACUAAUUUAAGUUCAUUUUGUGUUUUUGUCCAUCAUUGGUUUUUCAAUAAUACAAAAAAUGGGUUUUAUGCAGUUAUAUAGUGCACAAAUUUCCUAGGCUUAUGUAUGAUAAUUUUGUGUCAGUCCAUUGCUAUAUAAAGUAUAUUGUUAUGGAAUGUGUAUAAAGUGCUUUGAAAACAUUGUUAAUAUUUUUAAAAGGUGAAUAAAUUGAAAUAAACACAAA
Messenger RNA from Patella vulgata (common limpet), 5842 nucleotides. RefSeq names its product zinc finger CCCH domain-containing protein 13. The record is from RefSeq and is a predicted model, not a curated record. NCBI's taxonomy places the organism in Eukaryota, Metazoa, Mollusca, Gastropoda, Patellidae. Bases 95 to 4924 code for a protein of 1609 amino acids. Gene Ontology annotation, molecular function: metal ion binding. The transcript has 19 exons. Gene Ontology annotation, cellular component: RNA N6-methyladenosine methyltransferase complex.